UAAAAUUGAUGUAUCUGAGCCUCCGUAGCCCAAACCUGCUCUUUGGAGAUAAAUAUACAUUAAGUUGCUCUUACGCUUUGUCCUGCAUACACAUCUAUUGCAAGAGCUCGUACCAUGGAUUUGACUGGAAGAUGACCUGCAGCCCGAGCUUAUGACUGACAGAUUCUGCCGUUCACCAGGUCACAUUUGAGGUUCCACACAGGGUGACCCAUGCUUUCUGAUGAGCUUGACUCCAAACCAGAGCUGCUGGUGCAGUUUGUGCAGAACGCGUCCAUCCCAUUGGUGCAGGGUCUGGAGGACUCGGAGUCCAAACACUGCUGCCUGCCUCUGCUGGCCCCUGCUGAGAGCUCCCUGUGCACCCCGCUGGAGCUCACAGAUGGAGGCCUAAGCCACGAGCCUGAGAGUUCCCCCUCCCUGACAGAGUUUGGAGGCGUGUCGGAGCAAAGCUCAUUAGUAGUCCAGACGCACUCUCACCCACGGGCCUCAAGCCCCCCGCCCAUCCUCCAUGACUUACAGCAGUCAGACAACACUUCCUAUGUCCUGCUGAACCUUGCAAAAGGCAUUACAGCCUCCUCAGAGUCCCUGAUCUUCGCCGCAGAUGGCGCCGGGGAUGAUGAAGAUGAGGGGGUCCCAUCGGGGGACUACGGAAUAGAUGGCAGCGCUCCCUGGUAUCUGCGGGUACAAGAGCUGGCACAUGACAGCUUGAUCGCCGCCACACGGGCUCAGCUAGCGAAGGAUGCCAAGGCCAGCCAGGACGCCAGAGCUGCAAGUGUCACGAACGGUGACCACACACACAGUCUGAUAGCAGACGGGGACAAACGAGACCUUUCUUCCAGAACGAGCCGCCCCCUCUCCAAGCAGAUGCGCUGCUCGUUUGAGGGCUGCUGCAAGACCUUCACCUGGCCCGCUCAUUUCAAAUAUCACCUCAAAACACACAGGAAUGACCGGAUGUUCAGGUGCGGCGCAGAAGGCUGCGGGAAGAGUUUCUACGUGCUGCAGAGGCUGCAGGUUCACAUGAGGACUCACAACGGCGAGAAGCCCUUCAUUUGCAAGGAGACGAACUGUGGCAAGAGGUUCACCACUGCUGGAAACUUGAAGAACCACAGACGCACACACACAGGAGAGAAGCCUUUUCUGUGUGAAGCAGAUGGCUGUGGGCGAUCCUUUGCAGAGUAUUCCAGUCUACGAAAACACAUGCUCGUGCAUUCUGGUGAGAAGCCUCAUGUGUGUGGGAUCUGUGGGAAGACUUUUUCUCAGUCGGGCAGCAGAAACGUCCACAUGAGGAAGAGACACGGAGAGGAGGGACUCAGUAGUGAAAGCAGAGAAACAGGAGAGGCUCUGACACAGAGCAGCCUGCUGGAGGCAGACGGUGAGAAUGGAGACAAUAUGGUCACCAUGACAACAACCGUGGAACCCAUGAAUCUUCACCACGCCAUGCUGAGAUCACCAGGCUCUGCAGACUCUGUGGUAGUUCUCUCUCAACCGCAUGAACUGGUGACCAUGACAACGGAGGGCCAUGCAUAUGGAGAAGAUGUAGUUGCUCUGCUGUAGUCCACCUUCACAACAAACAUCACACACUGCGCGUUGCAGCAGCACUGGGCUGACUGCCACAGUGGACUACAUAUAGAUAUGUAUCUGUAAAAAGAUGACUUUCAGACCUGUAGACCCUUGUAGAUAUUUGUAAUUAGCAACCAGUGAUGGUUUUAUUUUAAUAAGCGUGAAAUGGCAAAGUUUGUACAAACAUU
Neolamprologus brichardi is the source of this 1745-nucleotide messenger RNA. RefSeq names its product zinc finger protein 410 (gene znf410). NCBI's taxonomy places the organism in Eukaryota, Metazoa, Chordata, Actinopteri, Cichliformes, Cichlidae. The record is from RefSeq and is a predicted model, not a curated record. Gene Ontology annotation, cellular component: PcG protein complex; transcription regulator complex; chromatin. Gene Ontology annotation, molecular function: DNA-binding transcription factor activity, RNA polymerase II-specific; RNA polymerase II cis-regulatory region sequence-specific DNA binding. Gene Ontology annotation, biological process: regulation of transcription by RNA polymerase II.